CUGACACCGGUUGGAAAACAAAAUAAAGCAUUAUAUGAAGUAUUUGGUGUGCUUUUUAAGAUAUACCCAGACGGCAGCACGGUUUUUGUAGAUGCAAACUCUUCUAUCAUAAAGGAAGUACAUGUACAGAUACAGUCAUUAUGCUAUAAAAUUAAAGAAAUUUUUCCACAGACAAUUCUUGUACUGUCAAACAAGGAAUAAAGCACAAAAGAGAAAACCACUUUAAAUGUACAGUUUGUGGUUACACAAGUAAUUUAAGCAUUAAACUGAAAAGACAUAUGAGACAGAGAACAUACAGGUGAGAAGGUUCCUAAAUGUGAUGUUUGUGAUUAUGAGUGUAGAGAAAGAUGUCUGCUAAAAGCACAUUUGGCAAAUCAUACAGGAGAGAAAAGCUUCAAAUGUGAUGUUUGUGAUUAUUCUUUUAAUUAUAGUAGGUAUCUGAAGAAUAGUGAUUGGCAAAUCGGUUAGUUGCCAACCGAUUAAUCAGCAUAAUCCGACAAGCCAACCGAAUCGAUUAAUCAGACAUAAUCGGAUAAUCGGUUAUUUUAGUAACACAUUUCUAAGUUCACUUCAAAAAUGUUGUCACUUGAGAAAUGAAACACACUGAGAUUAAAUAUCCUGUUUCUGUUGUACCCUUUCAUUAACACAAGUAAGUUUACAGUGUAACAGUAAAAUAUUUGUGAAGAUAGUAAACUUCAAAUCAGGUACUCAACUAAAUUUCACCAGGGUGCAGACAGACAGUAUCGCUGGAGUUCAGCAAAAAAAAUGUAAUAACCAUUGAAUGAUUCUUAGUUAACAACUGGAAUGUUUUCAAUCCCUAAACAUUUGAAAUAAAAAAACAACUUUGGCUUGCUUGAUGAUGGUUUUCCCGACUUAGUUUUGCAAAAGCCAUAGGUCUUCCAAAAUCUGAGUGAUCACAGAUAAACUCGAGUUCUUUCGAGACGUUGGAGGAAGCCAUUUUUGUAGAAGAGUAGUUUCCCUUGGCAUAAUUGCCCUGAAGAACCGUAAGUACUAGAAAGAAAAGGUCAGAAACAAUUAAAUUAUCCAUUUAUGGUGCCAAGUAAUCAAUCGGACAGGGAAAAGUGAAGCCGGCGAUCGCGAUCAUGAAUGCCAUGCUGACGAUUAACCGGGUGUCGCCGAUUGUCGGCCCAUCACUACUGAAGACACAUACGGAGAUAUAUACAGGAGAGAAACACUUAAAAUGUGAAUGUUGUGAUUAUACAUGUAUUACAAGCAGUCAACUGAAAAGGCAUAUGAGAACUCAUGCAGGAAAGAAACCUUAUAUUAAAUGUAAUGUUUGUGAUUAUGCAUGUAAAAGAAGUAGUCAGCUUAAAUUACAUAUGGGAAAUCAUACAGGAGAGAAAUCUUUCAAAUGUACAGUUUGUGGUUAUGAAUGUAAUCGAAGUGGUAAUCUGAAGGCACAUAUGAAGAUUCAUACAGGAGAGAAACCUUUCAAAUGUGAAGUUUGUGGUUAUGAAUUUAAUAAAAACAGUAAUUUGAAGGCACAUAUGAGGAAACAUACAGGAGAGAAACCUUAUAAAUGUAAUGUUUGUGAUUGUGCAUGUAAUAGUAGUAGUCAGCUUAAAUUACAUAUGGGAAAACAUACAGGAGAGAAACCUUUCAAAUGUGCAGUUUGUGGUUAUGAAUGUAAUCACAGUGGUCAUCUGAAGGCACAUAUGAGGAUACAUACAGGAGAGAAACCUUAUAAAUGUAAUGUUUGUGAUUAUGCAUGUAAUAGUAGUAGUCAGCUUAAAUUACAUAUGGGAAAACAUACAGGAGAGAAAUCUUUCAAAUGUGCAGUUUGUUGUUAUGAAUGUAAUCAAAGUGGUCAUCUGAAGGCACAUAUGAGGAUACAUACAGGAGAGAAACCUUAUAAAUGUAAUGUUUGUGAUUAUGCAUGUAAUAGUAGUAGUCAGCUUAAAUUACAUAUGGGAAAACAUACAGGAGAGAAAUCUUUCAAAUGUGCAGUUUGUUGUUAUGAAUGUAAUCAAAGUGGUCAUCUGAAGGCACAUAUGAGGAUACAUACAGGAGAGAAACCUUAUAAAUGUAAUGUUUGUGAUUAUGCAUGUAAAAGUAGUAGUCAGCUUAAAUUACAUAUGAGGAUACAUACAAGAGAGAAACCUUUCAAAUGUGCAGUUUGUUGUUAUGAAUGUAAUCAAAGUGGUCAUCUGAAGGCACAUAUGAGGAGGAUACAUACAAGAGAGAAACCUUUCAAAUGUGCAGUUUGUGGUUAUGAAUGUAAUCAAAGUAGUAUUUUGAAGAAACAUUUGAAGAUACAUUCAGGAGAGAAACACCUCGAAUGUAUGUGAAGUUUGUGCUUUUGCAUUUAGUGAAAGUAGUAAUUUGAAAAGACAUAAUUAUGAGGAUAAAUACCGGAGAAAAACAUCUCAAAUGUGAUUUUUAGUACUUUUGUGAUCGCCCUGUGUCCGUCGUCCGUUCAUCCGCCGUCGUCAACAAUUUGACUGUUAACACUCUAGAGGUCACAAUUUUGGCCCAAUCCUAAUGAAACUUAGUCAAAAUGUUACCCUCAAUAAAAUCUUGGACGAGUUUGAUAUUGGGUCAUCUGGGGUCAAAAACUAGGACACCAGGUCAAAUCAAAGGAAAAGCUUGUUAACACUAGAGGUCACAAUUUUGUCCCAAUCUUAAUGAAACUUGGUCAGAAUGUUAACCUCAAUAAAAUCUUGGACUAAUUCGAUAUUGGGUCAUCUGGGAUCAAAAACUAGGUCACCAGGUCAAAUAAAAGGAAAAGCUUGUUAACAUUGUAGAGGCCACAUUUAUGACUGUAUCUUCAUGAAAUUUGGCCAGGAUGUUAAUCUUGAUGAUCUCAAGGUCCAGUUUGAAUCUGGGUCAUGAAGGGUCAAAAACUAGGUCACCAGGUCAAAUUAAAGGAAAAGCUUGUUAACACUCUAGAGGCCACAUUUAUGACCAUGUCUUAAUGAAACUUGGUCAGAUUGUUAAUCUUCAUGUUAAUCUUCAUGUUAUAUAGGUCAAGUUCAAAUCUGGGUCAGAUGGGGUCAAAAACUAGGUCACUAGGUCAUAUCAAAGGAACAGCUUGUUAACACUCCAGAGGCCACAUUUAUGACUGUAUCUUCAUGAAACUUAGAAUGUUAAUCUUGAUGAUCUUUAGGUCUAGUUCAAAUCUGGGUCUUAUGGGGUCAAAAACUAGGUCACUAGGUCAGAUCAAAGGAAAAGCUAGUUAACACUCCAGAGGUCACAAUUUUGGCCCAGUCUUAAUGAAACUUGGUCAGAAUGUUAACCUUAAUAGAAUCUUGGACGAGUUCGAUAUUGGGUAAUCUUGGGUCAAAUACUAGGUCACCAGGUCAAAUCAAAGGAAAAGCUUGUUAACGCUGUAGAGGCCACAUUUAUGACUAUCUUCAUGAAACUUGGUCAGAAUUUUUAUCUUGAGGAUCUCAAGGUCCAGUUUGAAUCUGGGUCAUGUAGGGCCAAAAACUAGGUCACCAGGUCAAAUCAAAGAAAAACUUAGUGAACACAUUUAUGACCAUAUCUUAAUGAAAUUUGGUCAGAAUGUUAAUCUUGAUGAUUCCUAGGUCAGGUGAGCGAUACAGGGCCUUCAUGGCCCUCUUGUUGUAAUUAUGCAUGCAAUUGUAGUGGUAAUCUGAAGGCACAUAUGAAAAUACAUACAGUCUAACCUGCCUUAACGGUCACCUUGAUUCAGCAGUCACCUGACGUUAAUAGUCAGUUUAAUAUGCUCAGGACAAAAUUCCCUCUAUUUUAUACUUUGACUUGGCGGUCACCUACUGUCCGUGGCCAGCAGCCACUCAAAUUGGCUCCUAAAGCCUAAAAACGGCCUGCAUUAGACUGUCAGCGGUCAGUCCCACAGCUAGGUUUAAAAUUGGACUUAACAGGUUGCUAAAUAAUAAGCCGUGUCCAAAGCAACAGACAAGAAAUCAGCCACCAAUGACAGACACGUGACGCCAAAAUUAAUCGAGAGGCCGGUAGACAAUAGAUCGAAGUUGUACAUUUGAUGUGAAAUGAAAACAUCUGAUUAAUUUUUUUUUUUUUUUCAAGAUCAAUAUAAACAACAAUGGCAAGCCCAACUUCAAUUAUCCAAUAAAGGCAAGAUCUACACAUCUUUUAAAAAGCAAAUUGAGUUGGAGCCGUACCUUAAAAUUCUUCCAAAAGAACACUUUAUUGGAAUGUUUAAGUAUAGAACAUGUAACCAUGUAACCACCGCCUUCCAAUUGAAACAGCCCACUGGGGUGGGACAGCCUUCCUUGAUGAUAUUUGCAGGCUCUGUGACUCCGGCCUUAAAGGCUUGGAACAGCAUUAUUUGCUUAAAUGUACAUAUUUUAACCAUGAACGACAAUCAUUUCUUCAGGAUGCAAACAUUGUUGAUAAUGAACACUGUUUUGCUCGGCUCAUGUCUAGCUGGAACGAGAAUAGUUUAAUUAGAAUAUGCAAUUUCAUAAGAAUAAUCUUAAGUAAGUUUUGAUUAGCUUACAUAGAAAAUCUCUCAACAGCGUUCAUUAUGUACUAUAAUUUAUUGCAACUUACAUGUUUAAUGCAGCAACUAAUCCAUGUAUAUUAUGUAUGCACUUUUUUAAAUACUAAGCAGGAUAUUCCAAGAAAUAUUACACCUUUUACUUAAAAAGAAAGUAAAGCACACUUGAAUUAUUGGGUUAAAACGUGCAUAGCCUAAUUACAUUAAAUGCACUAAAUAUAUCCGCAGAUGGAACUACUUUUCCAUUAUAAAGUAUUUGGAAUAAAAUUCUACUCUUCUCAUUAGUUAAAAUAGAAUUGUUUCACAAAUGUGAUUAAAAUGCAAAAGACAUAUCAAAUUUACAAAAUCCUAUCUUAUAAUUAUACCCGCGUGUCGAACAGCCAAAAAUAGUGUCCUAUAAAUAUAUGUACUAAUUAUAGUAACCGGUUUUUGGAAUAACCUACUAGCGCUUAGUCAUCACUAAAUCAUGUGUGUGAGGCCAUGCUAUGUGUAAAGUGGGUCACAGUUCAUUGGAUCUAGAUCCAUGCUGUUUUAAUAAUCUUUGAGCGAGGGAGACGUGAUCUUUUCUCUGCAUGUCUCAUUGCCGAAUUCCCGUUAUUUAUAUCAAUUAUACCAGAAGUUGAAAUGCACAUAUCUAAAUUAUCUUGACAUCAAUUGCAGAUCGUUUGAACUUACUUGAGUUCCCCAAUAGAUGACAAGAAAAAAAAAAUGCUGUUAUCUUGCUUCAACCUUUAAUGUACAUUGUUGGCUAUAAUAUUUUCACUAUUGGAAGCAUAACUGUUCUUUGCAGAAUAUUUGUAUUUCCUCAUGUUGUACAUAUUAUGUACCUGAGAUGAAAUAAAGAAUUUGUUUGUC
Molecule: messenger RNA, 5317 nt
Organism: Mercenaria mercenaria
Lineage: Eukaryota; Metazoa; Mollusca; Bivalvia; Venerida; Veneridae
Product: zinc finger protein 658B-like
Exons: 2
Coding region: 1104-2309 (401 amino acids)
Biological process (GO): regulation of transcription by RNA polymerase II
Molecular function (GO): DNA-binding transcription factor activity; RNA polymerase II cis-regulatory region sequence-specific DNA binding
Source: RefSeq, a predicted model, not a curated record